This is a messenger RNA of Conger conger (European conger), 2020 nucleotides long. RefSeq names its product zinc finger protein 585B-like. The record is from RefSeq and is a predicted model, not a curated record. The transcript has 4 exons. NCBI's taxonomy places the organism in Eukaryota, Metazoa, Chordata, Actinopteri, Anguilliformes, Congridae. Bases 146 to 1885 code for a protein of 579 amino acids.
CCGAUUCAUGACUGUUGUACAGUUGCUAAUGUUACGGCGGGUGUCCGUUGAGUAAUGAUUUUUAUGUUACAUUGACAAGGUUGGCAGGGUUUUUCUAAACCAGAUACUUCAAUAGUAUAUAUGUGAUGUGAAGUGGGCGGACAAAAUGUCUAACUGUGUUAAUUAUCAGGCACAAAUAGCUUCGAUCAUGGACAUACUAAGUAAAGCAGCCGUAGCAGAAAUUAGUAAAGUUGUUGAUGACGGAUUUGUCCUGCUUCGACUGGAAAUGUGUCGAAAAGAGAACGAGAUUGAAUCGCUGAAAAUGAAAAUACAGUCACUGGAGAACGAGUCGAGGACGACAGCAAGACAAGGACAGCGGGCGCCUGUUUACAGUCGCUCCGUACAUCAUGGGAUAAAAUUGAGAAGAGCGGGGAAAAGAGCUACUGAUAGUGGCGAUUAUGGAGAGGAGACUACGCUUGAACAUAACCGGUUUGAAAAUAACUGUGAUACAAGAACACCGCAAGGAGGGGAACAGGUAACACAGCCCACACUUGCAGAAGAUGGGGAAAAAACGGAAAAGGAACCCGAACCUGCAGGAGGCCUAAAGGAUCUGGAAAAAGUAUUUGGGCAGGAGUGGAGCUUCAGUCUGAGAAGAGAUGGAGAACCUGCAGGUGUGGAAGAGGUAGACACACCUUUACAGUCCGGAAUCAUGAGGAACCAGUCUGCAGACGUGGAGAAGGUUGGACCUGAACCUGUUAUCAAGCAGGAGAAACUGGAAGAGGUCUUGUGUUACAGUGACCCAGAGCCCACACCUGUAGAAGAGGAACACGUAACACAGCCCACACCAGUAGGAGAUGGCAAGAAACCGGACACAGAGCCCACACCUGUAGGAGACCCAGAGGAGCUGAGUGAGCAGCACAGGUGUGGACACGGUGAUGAGGAGCUCAGUGGACUGGAGUUUGUGGUGAAGGCAGAGCAAGAGGAAGAGCAUGUAGCCCAGAGACUCAAUCAGACAGGAUGUGAACCCAGUGCAGGAAGACUCAACAAUCUGGGCUCUGAGUAUGUAAUGUAUGAGAGAGACAGUCAGCUGUGGACUUCCUUUACCCAAGAGGACAGUGACAUAGAGACUGAUGAUCCAGUUUGUUCUAACACUACAGAACAGUGCUCACAGAAUCUGUCAAUUCACACACAGCUACAACAUGCUCCUGCCACCAUGGAAGUCUCUGGAGACACACUGUCCCCUUUUGGGGCUUCAUAUGUUGAGGAGUUUGAUCAGAUGGGUGAGAAGCCGUCUGCUUGCAGUGAGGAGCUCAGAUCAGAGGCCAUUCACACACAGCAGGGUCAGUACAGAGAGAGACUUGGGCACACAGUGGAGAGAGAGAAUCAGACAUUACUGCCCCAGCAGCAGCAGCAACAUGGACCCUCAGUAAAACACAUGAGAGGCAGUGAGAGUCCAGCCUCAGGCUCUCAGUACGAGACCAGCUCUACUCUGAGUACCAGUGCUUUCAACAUUAGGAGAACGUUGACCGUAAGGAGGUGUGAUGUCGGAGAGAAGCGAUUCGUUUGCUCAUUUUGUGGAAAAAGAUUUGACAGAUUAAGUCAUUUGGAAAGACAUAGGAGAAUUCAUACGGGAGAGAAACCCUUCAGCUGUCCCACCUGUGGGAAGAGUUUCUCACAGAAAAGCAGUCUCCAGGGGCACCAGCGAGUACACACCGGGGAGAAACCAUACAGCUGUUCCAUCUGCGGAAAGACCUUUUCUUGCUCGUCCAACCGCAAUGCGCACCAGUGUGACCACACAUUCAGCAGAGAAUAUCGGUGUUUUGUUUGUGGAAAGACGUGUUCUGACUUAAAGACGUUCAAUAUGCAUCAGAAAAUUCACACAGAGAAAAUAUUCUUCUGUGCUUAAGUGCAAAAAAUUUGAUAUUGUACCUCAAAACUGCCUUUUUAGUGCUUACAGUGCACGUAGUGUGCAUUUCUGUGCUUGUCUAUAGCAUGUAUUGUAAGCCUUUGCUACCUCUUUUAAUAAAGCCAUCUUAGAGUA